AUGCCGAGCAGCUCGGACAGCGCGCUGGGGGGGGGCGGGGGCGGGGGCGGGGGCGGGGGCCUGAGCUGGGCCGAGAAGAAGCUGGAGGAGCGCCGCAAGCGGAGGCGCUUCCUCUCCCCGCAGCAGCCGCCGCUCCUGCUGCCGCUCCUGCAGCCGCAGCUCCUGCCGCCCCCGGGGGUGGGGGGCGGCGGCCCCGGGAGCAGCGGCGGCGGGCUCAGCCCUCCCGGCGGCUACGAGGACGCCGCCGCCGCCGCCGCUGCCGCUUCCCCGUCCGGGGCCGGGUCGGGGCCCGGCAGCCCCGCCUCGUCGUCGGGCGGCCAGCGACGCGGGGACGGGGCGGAGCGGCGGCCCCGCCGGGACCAUCGCAGCGCCGGCGGCCGCGGCAAGGACCGCCACCGCGAGCACCGCCGCAGGGACGGCCAGCGCGGGGGCUCGGACUCGUCCAAGGCCCGCGGCCGACACCCGGCCGCCGACGGCGACGAGCGCAGCGAGCCCGCCCGCUCCUCCUCCUCCUCCUCGGCCGCCCGCAGGAAGAGCGCCUCGGCCGGGAGCGGCGGCCGCAAGGAGCGGGACUCCAAGCCCCGCCGCAGCCGGACUAAGUCGUCGGCCAAGGAGCCGCCGGCCGCCUACAAGGAGCCGCCCAAGGCCUACCGCGAUGACAAGCCCGAGCCCAAGGCCUACCGCCGCCGCCAGCCGCCGCCGCCGCCCGCCACCUCGUCGUCGUCGUCGUCGUCGUCGUCCCAGCCGGCGCGGAGGUCCCUCAGCCCGGCCGGGGCCCGCGACGACGGCCACGGCCACGGCCACAGCCCCCACCGCGCCGCGCAGGGCCCGCGGGGCCGCAAGUCCCCCGGCUCCCCGCCCGCCUCGGGCUCGGGCUCGGGCUCCGGGCCCGGCGGCAGCCCCCCGUACUCGCGGAGGCCGCAGCCCCGCUCCCCCAGCCCCUACGGCCGCCGCCGCUCGCCCAGCUACAGCCGCCACAGCUCCUACGAGCGCGGAGGGGGCGGCGACGCCUCCCCCGGACCCUACGGCGGCGGCAGCUGGCGACGCUCCCGCAGCCCCUACAGCCCCGGGCCCAGGAGAACAGCCAAGUCUCGGAGCAGGAGCCCUUAUUCGUGUCGGCACUCGCGGUCCCGCAGCAGACACAGACUGUCCCGGUCGCGAAGCCGGCAUUCGAGCAUCUCCCCAAGCACCCUGACCCUGAAAAGCAGCCUGGCGGCCGAACUGAACAAAAAUAAAAAAGCCAGAGCCGCCGAGGCAGCCAAAGCUCAGGCGAAAGCGUCCAACGCCUCCACGCCCACAAAGGGGAAUCCCGACGCGGGGGCCGGCACAGCCCAAACGAACCACGUGAAGGACCUGAAGAAGCUUAAAACGGAGCACACCCCUUCUCCCACCGCUGGCGGCCCACCGAAGACCGACAAGGCGAAAGCCAAGACGCCCCUGGCUCAAGCAGCCAAGGUGGAGAACAACGUGACCGUAGACAAAGCUGCCAAGAAAGGGGCGGUAGCCGUCAAAGAGAGUAAACCGGCUGGCCUUAAAGAGGAACCCGUCCCCGCCAAGGAGAAAAGCAAACCGCGGACUCCGAGCGUGGGAGUCAAAGAGAAAGAUCCCCAUUUGGCGUUAGUCACCUCGACGUUGCCCCCUCUACCUUUUCCUCCCAUGCUGCCCGAAGAUAAGGACGCAGACAGCUUGCGAGCAAGUAUUUCAGUCAAGGCAGUAAAAAAAGAAGUGGAGAAGAAACUUCGCUGUCUACUUGCAGACUUGCCACUUCCACCCGAGCUACCAGGAGGAGAUGAGUUAUCGAGAAGUCCUGAGGAGAAGAAGACUCCAACACAGCCUCAUGGUAAAAGGAGGCCUAGAAUAUGCGGACCCCGAUUUGGUGAAAUUAAAGAAAAAGAUAUUGACUGGGGAAAACGCUGUGUGGAUAAAUUUGAUAUCAUUGGAAUCAUUGGAGAAGGCACGUAUGGACAAGUAUAUAAAGCCAGGGAUAAAGAUACAGGAGAAAUGGUGGCCUUGAAAAAGGUGCGUCUGGAUAAUGAAAAGGAAGGCUUCCCAAUCACAGCUAUUCGGGAAAUUAAAAUCCUUAGACAACUCACCCACCAAAGUAUUAUCAACAUGAAGGAAAUAGUAACAGACAAGGAAGAUGCAUUAGAUUUCAAGAAGGACAAAGCCAGAGGCUUGAUAGAGGGAGAGAAGAAAAAAACUGGUGCCCAAGAGAAUCACCUCAUCCGCACCUUCAUCGGUGCAUUCUAUCUGGUGUUUGAAUAUAUGGACCAUGACCUGAUGGGAUUGCUAGAAUCGGGCUUGGUUCACUUUAAUGAAAACCAUAUAAAGUCAUUCAUGAGACAGCUGAUGGAGGGCUUGGAUUACUGCCACAAGAAGAACUUUUUGCAUAGAGAUAUUAAGUGUUCAAAUAUCCUACUAAACAACAGAGGGCAGAUAAAGCUUGCAGAUUUUGGACUUGCUCGACUAUACAGCUCCGAGGAAAGUCGACCCUACACUAACAAAGUGAUCACAUUAUGGUACCGGCCUCCAGAACUGCUGCUUGGAGAGGAGCGAUAUACGCCAGCUAUCGACGUCUGGAGCUGUGGGUGUAUUCUUGGCGAACUCUUCACUAAAAAACCCAUUUUCCAAGCAAAUCAGGAACUGGCCCAGCUUGAACUAAUAAGCCGCAUAUGUGGAAGCCCAUGUCCUGCAGUGUGGCCUGAUGUCAUAAAACUUCCCUAUUUCAACACUAUGAAGCCAAAGAAGCAAUAUCGACGCAAGCUGAGAGAAGAAUUUGUUUUUAUUCCUCCAGCUGCAUUAGAUUUGUUCGACUACAUGCUGGCCUUGGAUCCUAGCAAGCGAUGCACAGCCGAACAGGCUCUUCAGUGUGAGUUCCUGCGGGACGUCGAACCCUCGAAAAUGCCUCCACCAGAUCUUCCUUUGUGGCAAGAUUGCCACGAGCUAUGGAGUAAAAAGCGCCGAAGACAGAAGCAGAUGGGUAUGGCUGAUGACACGUCAAGUGCAAAAAUUCCCCGGAAGGAUCUGUCGGUGGGCAUGGAUGACAGCAGAACCAGCACCCCCCAAGGAAUACAAACUUCUUCCCAACUCAAAUCUCAGGGCAACUCUAGUGUAGCACUUGGUGAAAAGCAGCUGGAUCCACCAACCCCUCAACAGGAGGCUUCCAGACAGCUGGGGGGCGUGCAGCCCCCCAGCCAGCCCCCACCACCCAAAGCGGACACGGAUGCUGCCCAGGCCGCCGUGCAGAGCGCGUUUGCCGUGUUGCUGUCGCAGCUGAUCAAGGCCCAACAGUCGAAGCAGAAGGACGUGGCCCUGGAGGAGAAGGAGAACGGAGGAGGACUCGAUGGAACGGGGCUGCCCAAGCAGCCCCCGGAACCUUGCGCUCUGACUCCAGGGCAAGAGGACCACAUGCGGGAGAGGAGGGUUUUGGAGCAGAGCCCGGAGCCGGAGCGCCCUCGCAUCCUGCCUCCAGAUCAGCGGCCCCCUGAGCCGCCCGAGCCGCCCCCGUCCUCCGAAGAAGACCUGGAUUAUCGGACGGAGAACCCCCACGGAGCCAGCGCAGGCCCUCCGCCGCCAGACCCACACGCGGGGGUGAAAGCGGCCCUGUUGCAGCUGUUGGCCCAUCACCAGGGCCAGGAGGACGCCAAGGCGGAGCCGGGGGCGGAUUACCCGGCGGGCGACCCCUACGGCCCCAGCGCCACAGACUACAAAGAUCGUUUCGGACCCUCUUCCUUCUCCUCGGCACCUUACGUGCGGAACGAUGGGCUCGGAGGGGGGUGCGCCGCCUCGCUAGAGAGGCGAAGCUUCCUCGGGAACACCGACAUCCAGCCCUUGGAAAGCUACAGUUCCGCUUCAUCUCAUUCGGGCGGCCCGCCCCCACCCCCGCCCCCGCCCCCCACCUUCUCCGAGUCGUUCCCCGGCACGGCAGCCGGGUAUGGAGACGUUUACCUCAGCAGCGGCCCCAUGCUGUUCAGCGGCGAUAAGGACCACCGAUUCGAGUACAGCCACGGCCCCAUCGCCGUGCUGGCCAACAGCAACGACCCCCCGCCCGGGCCCGAGGGCACCCACUCUUUGCCAGCAAAGAUGCACAGUUACAGCUACAGCGGGAGCGUCCAGGAGAGCCCCGGGCGGCCCGGCCUCCUCCACGGCCAGUCUUGGACGGCAGGCACCCAGGGCGCCGCCUACCCCCAGGGCUACCGGGGACACGUCGGCGCGUCGGCCGGCCGGGGACGAGGCAGAGGACUGCCGUACUGAGUCUCGGUUUUUCCUCAGGCACAUUGUUUUUAUCUGGAAAGAUGUUUUCUAGCUGCAGUUUAAAGCAGCCGUCCGACAGACUUGAAUAAUAUUAAUUUGACAACAGCUUUAUUUUUAUGUGGAAAAGGGUCUCGCAUACAAUAGUUUCAACCCAACCAACCACCACCUUUGCUUAAAAUCCAUGCUGUUCCGAGCAAUCAGACCUACCGACCGUACAUCUUCACAAAUCCUACUUAUCAAUUUAAUUUUGUAUUUGGCAGAUUUAAGUGGAUGCUAAACGGAGGGACGGGAGCUUUUUAUGCCCCUCUAGCAGAGAUCUUCUGAACUAUGCACAUUUGUGCUUUUUUUUGUAAGUUUGGACCAACUUUUAUGUAAAGAAAAAAAAGUUUUACACCAAUCAGAAAGGGCACUGAUUUAUUUGGUAUUUUUCUUUUUACGCAGCAAAGGUCACUGUCAGUCCUUGCACCUGCUUUCAGUGUUAUUGUGGAGGUGUACUUUGUGCUCAUUUCAGAAAAUAAACACAACCUUUCUCUUGAUGCAACAGUUUUAUAAAAAAAAAAAAAAAAAAAAAAACACACAGUAACGGUCACUGUUAUCUUCUUUUCCUUCCCCAUCAGAUAGUAGAGGGACACACCAUUCGAACGAAACAGAGGGUUUUACGUGAGAACUACCGUGGGGUGGGAAAGUAAGUGCCUUAACAGGUAAGCUUAGGUCCGAUCCAACGUGGCCCUCUGCCUCUGCUCUGCUCUCGGAAGGGGGUCUUGGCCAGGGCCGGCGACCACAGAUGAAGUGGAGCCCGCUCUAGGACUUGGUCAUCUGGCGCACCCGCCUAUCUCCUUUCUCUGCCCCAUCUCCCUGACCUCCGCACUUCUACCCAAGCGCGAGGAGGAGGUGGGCUAAGGGGCCGGACCCCAGAUGGCUCCACAGCUGGGUGAAGAAUGGCGAGAGGCGGAAGGUCAGAAGUUACCGUGGCUCGCGGGGGUCCGCAUUCACGGUCCCAGGCUUCCGGGGGCGGUUGAGGGGCAACAGGAUAUGGGCGGAAGGCAGGGGUGUGGAUGGCAGUUCUGAGACACGUAUCUGCCCAGAGCCUCAGAAUGGUGACACAUUCCACCCAGCUGGCCGGCAGCAUUGCUGAGAUGGAGCGAGGGGAGGCGGUGGAGAAAGUGCUCUGGACAGGGUCUUCUCCCCGCUGUUCUCCCCUCACCCCCUCCACAUCCAAGUCUGGGGUCUCCGGCCAGACUUUUGUGGAAUCUCAUUGCCUGCUAAUGCUGUCUUUUUUUUUUUUUUUUUAAAUAGACCUGUGAAUGGAUGGAGUAAUCCUCAUUUCAGCUGUACUAGUGCCCAUUUUCCACACACAAAAACUAAUUUUCUAUUUGCUCAUAAAGAAUCACUACAGCAAAUAACCCGUAACCAGUAUUUACAUUUGGACUCCAUCCAAAAAUAGAGCAAUUCCAAAACCCUGGCUAUUAGUAGGGUGGUGUCAACUAAUCAUUCUUAUAUUAAUGAAUGCACUGAUCAUUCAUUGCUCAAUGGGAAUCCAAGUUGGAACUGUGAAUGGUUCCCAAAGCUGAAAGUUCUGGCACCCGUGGGUGGUUCCAGGACUCUUGCUUUUCGGGGUGUCCCUCUUGAGCUCCUGGCCAGCCUGCCUGCCAUGUAUGAGAGGGGCUUCUUUUGAAUAUUCUCCCCUCGGGCCGCUAAAGAAACAUCCAUACAGCAAUGGACACGACCGCAAAUCGGUACGCUCGGUCCUCCCGAAAGGCAGAGGCCGCGGGUCUCAUCCGAGAAGAAUGGCGUCGAAAUCGUGCAACUGGACUGACCCCACGGCUCAGGCGCAAGGAGGUUUUCUCCCACCAUUGCCCCUUGUCCUGGCGCCUUGUUGCCUCACAGGAGGGGUGAAAACACGCCUUGCUGGUGGAGCUGGAGGGUGUGGUGGCCGGGAUGUAAGAAGCACCUUCCUAGAAAGUGGAAAGGUACCCAUCCUUGGGCCAAAAGGAGGGGGGUUGCUGUCAGGGACUUCUCUUGGGGGAUGAAAGGGAGAAAGAAAAAAAAAAUCAAGGUGGUGUUGGAACUUGGGGCACGGGUGCCAGCCACACUGCAGGACCGGAAAGAACCUUCUAAAACAGAGCAGCUGCGAGUAUUCAGCUCUGCCGUCACAUAAGAUGAGUCUUUCCUGGGCAUUGCAGAAUCUAGGUUAUUCUCAGUCAUGCCCCCAGAGUGGGUCUCCUGCUGCUCUUCAGCAGCUCACCUGGAACUGAAGAUAUGUAUGUGACUGGAUUAGCUUGUGUUUUGGAAGAAAUUAAAUAUUUUCUAAAAAAUUGAA
Molecule: messenger RNA, 6574 nt
Organism: Ornithorhynchus anatinus (platypus)
Lineage: Eukaryota; Metazoa; Chordata; Mammalia; Monotremata; Ornithorhynchidae
Gene: CDK13
Product: cyclin dependent kinase 13
Exons: 16
Coding region: 1-4254 (1417 amino acids)
Biological process (GO): protein phosphorylation; positive regulation of transcription elongation by RNA polymerase II; transcription elongation by RNA polymerase II
Cellular component (GO): nucleus; cyclin/CDK positive transcription elongation factor complex
Molecular function (GO): RNA polymerase II CTD heptapeptide repeat kinase activity; cyclin binding; cyclin-dependent protein serine/threonine kinase activity
Source: RefSeq, a predicted model, not a curated record